AUGCCAAGAAUCCUAGGAACCCGCAUGGCCCAGUUUGCCGUCGGCUCAGGCGCACGGAAAAUCGCGGCGUGCCAGCACGACCACGAGUCGAACUGGUGGGUGGCCAAGCAUCUCAAGAAGCUGCUCCGCCCCACCGUCCCCAGUCCUCCCCAACUCGGUCUUGCCUGCCGUCGGCUCGGCCAAGGCCACCUGUUGAGUCUCAUCACGUACAUCGAAAGCGUCAACUCCAAGCCCGCGCCCACCGUCUGGGGCGAGCGGAUCCCAUUCAACACAAUCUGUGUAGACUUCGCCGCGACCGGUGGAUGGGUGCACAACAUCUGCAUCUUGCACAGUGAGGAACCUCCCGCCUUCGUCACCCACGACUCCGCCGUCACGCUGGUCCACCCCAGCGGACCCGACGCAGCUCCCCAUGUGAUCCAUGUCACCAAGCUCGCCUGCAAUCCAUGUCAUUAA
Molecule: messenger RNA, 453 nt
Organism: Puccinia triticina
Lineage: Eukaryota; Fungi; Basidiomycota; Pucciniomycetes; Pucciniales; Pucciniaceae
Exons: 2
Coding region: 1-453 (150 amino acids)
Biological process (GO): Arp2/3 complex-mediated actin nucleation
Cellular component (GO): Arp2/3 protein complex; actin cytoskeleton
Molecular function (GO): actin filament binding
Source: RefSeq, a predicted model, not a curated record